This is a messenger RNA of Mesitornis unicolor (brown roatelo), 1740 nucleotides long. RefSeq names its product kelch-like family member 12 (gene KLHL12). The transcript is spliced from 11 exons. The record is from RefSeq and is a predicted model, not a curated record. Gene Ontology annotation, molecular function: protein binding. Bases 4 to 1740 code for a protein of 578 amino acids. Lineage: Eukaryota; Metazoa; Chordata; Aves; Mesitornithiformes; Mesitornithidae.
GACAUGUGGCCGUGCUGGCUGUGCCCGCAGGUGCCGGGCGCCAUGGCCCCCCCCAAGGACAUCAUGACCAACUCGCACGCCAAGUCCAUCCUCAACGCCAUGAACGCCCUGCGGAAGAGCAACACGCUCUGCGACGUCACCCUCCGUGUGGAGCACAAGGACUUCCCGGCCCACCGCAUCGUCCUGGCCGCCUGCAGCGACUACUUCUGCGCCAUGUUCACCAGCGAGCUCUCAGAGAAAGAUAAGCCCUAUGUAGAUAUCCAGGGACUGACAGCUUCCACCAUGGAAAUCCUGCUGGACUUUGUGUAUACAGAAACCGUUCAUGUGACUGUAGAAAACGUCCAAGAGUUGCUCCCAGCGGCGUGUCUGCUUCAGCUGAAAGGUGUGAAACAAGCUUGCUGUGAGUUUCUAGAAAGCCAGCUGGAUCCAUCAAAUUGUUUGGGCAUUCGGGAUUUUGCUGAGACACACAAUUGUGUGGAUCUAAUGCAAGCUGCAGAGGUCUUCAGCCAGAAACAUUUUCCAGAGGUGGUUCAGCAUGAAGAGUUUAUCCUUUUAAAUCAAGAAGAGGUUGAAAAGCUCAUCAAGUGUGAUGAAAUUCAGGUGGACUCUGAAGAGCCGGUUUUCGAGGCAGUUAUAAACUGGGUGAAGCACUCGAAAAAGGAGCGGGAAGCGUCGCUGCCAGAACUGCUGCAGUACGUGCGCAUGCCGCUGCUCACCCCCCGCUACAUCACAGACGUCAUCGACACCGAGCCUUUUAUACGAUGCAGUCUGCAGUGCAGAGACCUCGUAGAUGAAGCUAAGAAAUUUCAUCUUCGGCCCGAGCUCCGGAGUCAGAUGCAAGGACCCAGGACCAGAGCACGUCUAGGAGCUAAUGAAGUCCUGCUUGUGAUCGGCGGCUUUGGCAGUCAGCAGUCGCCUAUUGAUGUUGUGGAGAAGUACGACCCGAAGACUCAGGAGUGGAGUUUCUUGCCGAGCAUCACUCGUAAGAGGCGUUACGUUGCUACAGUGUCCCUGCACGACCGGAUCUAUGUGAUUGGAGGCUACGAUGGUCGCUCUCGGCUCAGCUCGGUGGAGUGCUUGGAUUACACAUCAGAUGAGGACGGUAUCUGGUACUCGGUGGCUCCGAUGAACGUGCGGCGAGGCCUGGCAGGAGCCACAACCCUUGGAGACAUGAUCUAUGUUUCCGGUGGGUUUGAUGGGAGCCGACGUCACACCAGUAUGGAGCGAUACGACCCGAACAUUGAUCAGUGGAGUAUGCUGGGAGACAUGCAGACAGCACGGGAAGGAGCAGGGCUUGUUGUAGCCAAUGGAGUUAUCUACUGCCUUGGUGGCUACGAUGGGCUGAACAUACUGAAUUCUGUGGAGAGGUAUGAUCCCCACACUGGACACUGGACAAACGUCACUCCAAUGGCCACCAAGCGCUCGGGGGCUGGAGUGGCUCUGCUGAAUGACCAUAUUUAUGUAGUUGGUGGGUUCGAUGGGACGGCACAUCUCUCCUCUGUGGAAGCCUAUAAUAUUCGCACUGAUUCCUGGACAACUGUAACGAGCAUGACAACCCCUCGCUGCUACGUGGGGGCCACCGUGCUGCGGGGGAGGCUGUACGCCAUCGCUGGAUACGAUGGCAACUCACUGCUGAGCAGCAUUGAGUGCUACGAUCCCAUCAUUGACAACUGGGAAGUGGUGACGUCCCUGGGAAUGCAGCGCUGUGACGCUGGAGUCUGCGUCCUUCGGGAGAAGUGA